GCUCUCCUCCUACAAGGGUGUGUCGUCGGCCACCAUCGCGUUAACCUCAAUGAAAACAUAUCACCUGCAGCUAACAGCUUCGCCGCAAAACCGCCUGACAGCAGCGCGACACCCGCAUCAGCUGACGUCGAUAAGUACAUGAACUGGGAUGUCUGCAGCCGACUGGUACGCUCACAAAUCGCUCGGAGACGGACUCUUCUGGAUCCAGGAGCGAUUUUACCAGUCGGAGAACCGGGCCAACAUCUGGCUGCUACGCGGCACACACCAGGACGUGGUGAUAGACACGGGUCUGGGCUUGAGGAGCUUACCUGACUACAUCGACGCUAAAAGGCUGCUCGGCGAGGAUCCGCAGAGGAAGAACCCGCUGCUGGCCAUCGCCACCCACGCCCACUUCGACCACUCGGGCGGGCUGCAUCAGUUCCAACAGGUGGGCGUCCACAGCGCCGAGGUCGAUGCCCUGGCCAACGGAGACAACUUCGAGACGGUCACCUGGCUCAGCGACAGGGAGAUAGCCGAGGCUCCCAGUCCAGGAUGGAGGGCAAGGCACUACAAAGUCAAGGCUGUACAGCCCACACACAUACUGCAGGAGGGUGACGUCAUUAACCUGGGUGACAGACAGCUCACAGUGCUUCACAUGCCGGGUCACUCUCGGGGCAGCAUCUGCCUCCACGACCGUGACAAUAAGAUGCUUUUCAGUGGAGAUGUUGUGUACGACGGCGCCAUGAUCGACUGGCUGCCAUACAGCCACGUCAGUGACUACAUCAGCAGCUGUGAGCGUCUGGUGGGGCUGGUGGACAGCGAACAGGUUGAUCAAGUCCUCCCAGGACACUACAACACCUUUGGUGCCAAACGGCUCCAUCGGAUUGCAUCCACAUAUAUCAGCAGAGCUGGAACCUGCCCCGCAAAGUUCUCUACAUUCGCCUGGAGUACUCUGGCUGGGGUGGCGUUGCGGGCAUCUAAUCCACGGAGUGCCUGCUAAUGAGAGGGGAUCAAGGAGCUGGAGGAAGCACAAGUGCACAAAAACAAAUUGUAUGAUUAUGGAGGACAUGAUGAAGGGUGAGGAGGCCCUAAUUUAUCUGUAUCUCGAUGUAACUUUAUUCAUUUACUUAUGUAAUCCAACAGAAAUCAUAUAAUUGCCAAACUUUCUGUAAAAUGCCCCUAUUGGGUUACAUGAGUCAAUAAUCAGUAUCAUAUGAAGCGUAAAAUAUAAAAUAUUUAUUAGUGGAUUCUGUUAUAUACUGAUGAAUAUGUAUUUCUUGGGUUUAAUAUGAUUAGAUGUAUGUUUUUUAUACUUUAAGCAGUUGUGAAGUUCCAAUAGCACAACAAAUGGUACAACUCUGCACUACAAACAGAAAACAGGGAGCUUUGGGUUCUCCGACAUUUGAAACAGAGUCAAUAUGGCCAUAGUAUUUCUCUAUGCAUAUUACACAGCUCAGUGAAGACUCAGCAUCCACUACCUCCUAUGUUUGUAACAGUGCUUUGUACAAUUGACUAAUCUAUGGCUUUGCUAUCGAAACAUUGACAAUAAAGCCUCUGAUCUACC
Molecule: messenger RNA, 1543 nt
Organism: Thunnus maccoyii (southern bluefin tuna)
Lineage: Eukaryota; Metazoa; Chordata; Actinopteri; Scombriformes; Scombridae
Gene: mblac2
Product: metallo-beta-lactamase domain containing 2
Exons: 3
Coding region: 149-979 (276 amino acids)
Source: RefSeq, a predicted model, not a curated record